AUGCAUCUUGUUAGUACUUCCUUAUUUGUCAUCUGCGCUAUUUUCGUGGUUCAGGCUUGUCUACCUCAACAAACAGGACCGAGUGGACCGGAUGGAAAGGAUGGUAUGAAAGGAGAGAAGGGACCACCAGGAGAGCCAGGACCUAGAGGAAUAAUGGGAGAGAUGGGAGAACGAGGACCUCCAGGAAUAAGAGGUCUUCCUGGGAAUCGAGGACCAGUAGGGCCUCAAGGUCCACAAGGCGAGCAAGGAACACAAGGACCACCAGGAGCAGCAGCAAGAAGAUAGAAGCAAUUGACUUAUCGGCGACAAUGAAGC
Molecule: messenger RNA, 315 nt
Organism: Loa loa (African eye worm)
Lineage: Eukaryota; Metazoa; Nematoda; Chromadorea; Rhabditida; Onchocercidae
Exons: 2
Coding region: 1-285 (94 amino acids)
Source: RefSeq, a predicted model, not a curated record